UAGGAUAGAUCAGAGGCAUUCCGACUAGUAGAAACAUCGAAGGAAAAUCUUUGUGUUUUCUACUGAUUUUGUCCUCAUACAGAAUUAUUUACGAAUGAGUUUCCUGAUAUAUGAUGUCUAGUUCCUCCACAUACUAAUUUGAGUGUGUCGAUGUAAACGAUGGCGAGUGGUAGCAGACGCAAUAUGAAUAUUGUUACCACUGGGGCUGGGAAUUACGAUGAAGAUUAUAUACGCAAAAAACUGGAGAGAGCAAAUCAAAAGGUAGCUGCAGCUAUGCUAAAAGUCCAAAAGGCACAAAACCAAGUGAGUUAUAUAGAUGACAGUAGCAGUGAUUCUUCUGACGAUGACAUGGGGGAAACUCAUUAUCAUAAAGGAGCAAAGGGGAAACCUGAUGGUGCAGCAAUAAAAAUUAAAAAACAAAUUGGAAAUGGUAUCGCAAACAUAUCUAUAAACAGUGCCAAGAAUGUACAAGUGGGGGACCGGAAUGUUAUGGUGAUAAAUAGGGGCGGAAAGAGACCCCCCAAGGAAGAGAUGAUGGAGGACGACAUAUCCGCCAUCAGAGAUGCUCCCUCUGUGGAAAUGACUGGUCAGCAGCAGGCUGUAUUAGAUUUAGAAGAAAUUGUCGAUGAUAGGAAGUUGAGAGUCCUUGCCACUCAUAUUGGGAAGCAAUGGCGACGAAUAUUAAGAAAACUAGAAAUAUCAGAGGCAGAAAUUGAUCAACUCCAUAGUGACUUCAACGAACAGGGCAUUAUGACUGUCAUAUUUCAUGGACUGCAGAAAUGGAAACAAAAAAAUGCGAGAAAUGCGACAGUAGGAAAAUUGGUCAAAGUACUGUAUGAUGUUACCAAAAACAAGGAGGUCAUUGACAGCAUGAAUCAGCCAUUGUAAUAUAUGGUGGUUCUAAGAAACAGACAAAAUGUUUCAUUGAUGAAAGAUGAGCUAGUUUUGCAUUGUAUGUGUGAAAUUCAAGUUUGGAUCAUUGAUAUGAUUCUGAGUCAGCCUGUUGCUCGGACACGUCUUGUUUUUUUUAGCAGAUACAAACAAAAAACUGAGAAGAAACAACACUCAUUCACCCCUGAAGACACAUUUGAACUCUUCCAAUUCAAAGGUUGGAAUAGUUCAUUAUGAAAUUUCAGUGGUGCAUGAGUUAAGACUGUAAUUAAUGUUCAAUGUAGUGUGCUGGCAUGUUUCAGCCUAAAGGAGUCCGUCUUCCGAGCACGACUGCAUGUUGUUACUUACAGCUGUGGUACACUCUAUGGAACUGAGUACUUUACAGGGACAUCGGGUCUUCACCCCCAUGUGAUCUAUUGUAGAUAGACAUUUAAUUUUGUACAGGAUAGUGUGUUUUGAGAAGAGAUUUAUUUCUUAACUCUCCCAAAAAUACUGUAUGCCAGGAACCCUUAGCCCAGUAAAAUUUUCACCCGUCACUGGUAAAAUUUAUUUUUGCGCAGUGUUUUGCCUUGACAUGCAGGUGCUAUGUAUAGUUUAUUAUGUAAUUAUUUUCACUGUUGUGAUAAAUUCGCCCUCAUUACGGACGGGAAAAGGCAAACAAUAAACUACGGCUAAAAUUUCCCAGUACACAGUAAUCCCAUUAGUUUGCUACAGCAUAAAUCAAGUGAAGGCCGAACAUGUUGAUGAAAACAGACUAAGAAUCAAAAUUUCAAGAUUUUCAAGAAUUUUAUUGUUCUAGAACGUAUAUGCAUAUUAGUACUGUUAGAUGCAUUACCUAUGACAGACACCAAUCAAUUCAACAGCUAGUCAAGGAUCCCUGUCUCACUGCAUUGUGUUUUUUCUUAUAUUCAUUAACCUAGCUUCCCUUAAGUUCUAUUUGUAUACAAUUGUAGCACAGUUGGGUAAGAACACUGUUGGUAAGAACACUGUUGGGUAAGAACACUUUCGUUGACAUUGUAACGCAAUCUGUUAGAGCGAUAUCAUUGUAUAACAACCGGUUAGAGCGAUAUCAUUGUAUAACAUUCUGAAUUCCAGGUAUUUCACCUCAGUUUUUUCUCAUAAAAACCCCCUUUGGUAUGGUUUUCUUUUUAGAAAUGUUUUAUCAAAGCUGCAGUCAUGGCAGAAAACAGUUUUGAACACUUACAUAAAAAUGUAGGUACAGUUUUUGGCAGUGGUACGGGGAUCCAUAACUAUGUAUAUUCAGUAGUUUCGAGUUAUUUAAUUUGCUGAUACAUGUAUAUGACAGCACUUGUACAUUAAAAAUAAAUAAAUAACACUUACAUUUCAGUAUUAGGUACGACUGGGAUAAGUGUAGUUCUAAUUUGUUAUAAAUAAUUGUGUAAUUUAUUUUCACUCUUAAAUCAUGAUACUCAUAAUGUCAGCAUUGUUGAAAUAGCAAUUACAAUUUCUGUUUUCUUGCUAUAAUCCGACCAAUUUUCCAGCUCCUAUUGGUAAUUGCAUAUUUGAUGUGCUAAAUUUGAUUUUUUUUUUCUUUGUCAUUUUUUUUUUAACUCAUUCAUCCCUGAAGGCACAUUUCAACUCUUCCAAUUUAAAGGUUGGAAGAGUUCAUUAGGAAAUUUCAGGGGUGAUUUUAUUUAAUUAAAUAACUGUUUCAAGUCGAAAUCUGUUUUUCGAAAAUCCAAUCUCCUUCAUUAAGUUUGUCCUCCAGAGGAGUUCUCUUUAACAGUGAACUAUUUCUGGAUAAAUUGAUCUUGCAAUUUUUGUGUUACCAUGAGUUUCAACAGUCUUUGAUUAACGUACAGAUUUUCUGGUAUACCCAGAUAUUUCUUGUAAGUAACUCGGUAAGAAAAUAUUGGAGAGGAGGAAAAAGCUUUAAAGAAGGAAAUUUCCUUUAUUCCAGUAUUGCUUUGGAAAAUAAAAUCUUAAGAGAAGGAAAUUUUCCUUUAUUCCGGUAAUGCUUUGGCAGCAAAAUCUUUAGAAAUGGGAAUUUUCCUUUGUUCCAAUAUUGCUUCAGCAGAAAAAUCUUUUAGAGAAGGAUAUUUUUGGCAUUAUUGCUUCCCUGUGACAAAUCUUUAGUGGAGGGAUUUCCUUCAGUUAAGAAGCAUUCAUGAUGAUGGUGAAUAACUUAUUAUGUUACUUUCACCGACAAAAUGACAAGUGAUACUACACGAAAUACAUGUGAUAGUGUAAUGUAAUUGUAAUCUUCACAUUUUAAUUGAAUAUUUAUAAAAGAUACAUGUACAGUCGCUGAUUUAAAAUAAACCGUAAAUCAGGAUGUUU
Mizuhopecten yessoensis (Yesso scallop) is the source of this 3192-nucleotide messenger RNA. Its product is annotated as receptor-interacting serine/threonine-protein kinase 1-like. Gene Ontology annotation, biological process: signal transduction. NCBI's taxonomy places the organism in Eukaryota, Metazoa, Mollusca, Bivalvia, Pectinida, Pectinidae. Gene Ontology annotation, molecular function: protein binding. The record is from RefSeq and is a predicted model, not a curated record. Bases 160 to 888 code for a protein of 242 amino acids. The transcript is spliced from 6 exons.